GAAGCGGGACUCCGGUCACUACUUCCGGCGUGUACAGAGCCUCUGGCGUUCGGUGUGCAGGUGGCCGCAUGGAUCCCGGCAGCCGGUGGCGGAACCUGCCCAACGGGCCUACCCUAAAGCACUUGACCGACCCCUCUUAUGGAAUCCCGCGGGAACAGCAAAAGGCAGCGUUGCAGGAGCUGACGCGAGCGCAUGUGGAGUCCUUCAACUACGCCGUGCAUGAAGGUCUCGGCCUCGCGGUGCAGGCUAUACCUCCCUUUGAAUUUGCUUUCAAAGAUGAGCGUAUCUCUUUUACUAUUCUGGAUGCUGUUAUCAGUCCACCUACAGUUCCAAAAGGGACCAUCUGUAAAGAGGUCAGCGUUUAUCCAGCAGAAUGCCGGGGUCGAAGGAGUACCUACCGUGGGAGGUUGACAGCCGAUAUCAACUGGGCAGUGAAUGGAAUCUCAAAAGGAAUCAUUAAGCAGUUUCUUGGCUAUGUUCCCAUCAUGGUGAAAUCCAAGCUUUGCAACUUACACAGCCUUCCCCCACAAGCCCUCAUUGAGCACCAUGAGGAGGCAGAGGAAAUGGGGGGCUAUUUUAUAAUCAAUGGCAUUGAAAAAGUCAUCCGAAUGUUGAUUAUGCCUCGGAGAAAUUUUCCCAUUGCAAUGAUAAGACCAAAAUGGAAAACCAGAGGGCCUGGUUAUACUCAGUAUGGAGUUUCAAUGCACUGUGUGAGGGAAGAACAUUCCGCUGUCAAUAUGAACCUCCACUACUUGGAAAAUGGCACUGUUAUGUUGAACUUUAUUUACCGGAAAGAACUGUUUUUUCUUCCUUUGGGAUUUGCACUUAAGGCACUUGUCAGCUUUUCUGAUUAUCAGAUAUUUCAGGAGCUCAUCAAAGGAAAAGAGGAUGAUUCUUUCCUUAGGAACUCUGUUUCUCAGAUGUUAAGGAUUGUAAUGGAGGCAGGUUGUUCGACACAAAAACAGGUCCUUAACUACCUAGGUGAAUGCUUCAGAGUAAAACUCAAUGUUCCUGACUGGUACCCAAAUGAGCAAGCUGCGGAGUUCCUGUUUAACCAGUGCAUCUGUAUCCACUUGAAAUCCAAUACUGAAAAGUUUUAUAUGCUUUGUCUCAUGACACGAAAGCUCUUUGCUUUAGCCAAAGGAGAGUGCAUGGAGGACAAUCCCGAUAGUUUAGUGAACCAAGAAGUCCUUACACCGGGUCAGCUCUUCCUUAUGUUUCUGAAGGAAAAACUGGAAGGUUGGUUAGUGUCUAUUAAAAUAGCUUUUGAUAAGAAGGCUCAGAAGACCAAUGUUUCCAUGAACACUGACAAUUUGAUGAGGAUUUUUACUAUGGGAAUAGACCUUACAAAACCAUUUGAAUACCUUUUUGCUACUGGGAAUCUGCGUUCUAAAACAGGUCUUGGCCUCCUCCAAAAUUCUGGACUUUGCGUUGUGGCUGACAAGCUGAACUUCAUACGCUACCUCUCCCAUUUCCGCUGCGUGCACAGAGGGGCUGAUUUUGCCAAGAUGAGGACCACCACAGUACGCAGGCUGCUGCCAGAGUCCUGGGGCUUCCUUUGUCCCGUGCAUACCCCAGAUGGGGAGCCCUGUGGCCUGAUGAACCACCUAACUGCUGUAUGUGAGGUUGUCACACAGUUUGUGUAUACGGCAUCUAUUCCAGCUUUGCUCUGCAACUUGGGGGUCACUCCCGUUGAUGGAGCUCCCCACCGGCCAUACAGUGAGUGCUACCUCGUCCUGCUCGACGGUGUCAUGGUUGGCUGGGUGGAUAAGGAGCUUGCUCCAGGCGUCGCAGAUUCUCUUCGUCAUUUUAAGGUGUUGAGAGAGAAAAGAAUUCCUCCCUGGAUGGAAGUGGUUCUUAUACCCAUGACAGGAAAACCAAGUCUGUACCCAGGAUUGUUCCUUUUUACUACUCCUUGUAGACUGGUACGGCCUGUGCAGAACUUGGAAUUGGGCAAAGAAGAGCUAAUUGGAACUAUGGAACAGAUCUUCAUGAAUGUCGCUAUCUUUGAGGAUGAGGUUUUUGCUGGAGUUACCACACACCAGGAACUUUUUCCACACAGCCUGCCGAGUGUGAUUGCCAACUUCAUCCCUUUCUCUGAUCACAACCAGAGUCCACGGAACAUGUACCAGUGCCAGAUGGGUAAGCAAACUAUGGGCUUUCCACUUCUCACUUAUCAAGACCGAUCAGAUAACAAACUGUAUCGUCUUCAGACUCCUCAGAGUCCCUUGGUGAGACCCUCCAUGUAUGAUUAUUAUGACAUGGAUAACUAUCCAAUUGGGACCAAUGCCAUCGUUGCCGUGAUUUCUUACACUGGCUAUGAUAUGGAAGAUGCCAUGAUUGUGAAUAAGGCCUCUUGGGAACGAGGCUUUGCCCAUGGAAGUGUCUACAAGUCUGAGUUCAUAGAUCUCUCUGAAAAAAUUAAACAAGGAGAUAGUAGCCUAGUGUUUGGAAUCAAACCUGGUGACCCACGGGUUUUGCAGAAAUUAGAUGACGAUGGAUUGCCGUUUAUAGGAGCAAAACUGCAGUAUGGAGAUCCGUAUUACAGCUACCUAAACCUCAACACUGGGGAAAGUUUUGUGAUGUACUAUAAGAGUAAAGAAAAUUGUGUUGUGGAUAACAUCAAAGUGUGCAGUAAUGACACUGGGAGUGGAAAAUUCAAGUGUGUUUGCAUCACUAUGAGAGUGCCUCGGAACCCAACUAUCGGAGAUAAAUUUGCCAGUCGUCAUGGGCAGAAGGGCAUUUUGAGCAGAUUGUGGCCGGCUGAGGACAUGCCUUUUACUGAGAGUGGGAUGGUCCCAGACAUUCUGUUCAAUCCCCACUGUUUUCCAUCCCGCAUGACCAUCGGGAUGUUAAUUGAGAGUAUGGCCGGGAAGUCUGCAGCUUUGCAUGGUCUCUGCCAUGAUGCUACGCCCUUCAUCUUCUCAGAGGAGAACUCGGCCUUAGAAUACUUUGGUGAGAUGUUAAAGGCUGCUGGCUACAAAUUCUAUGGCACCGAGAGGUUAUAUAGUGGCAUCAGUGGGCUAGAACUGGAAGCAGACAUCUUCAUAGGAGUGGUUUAUUAUCAGUGCUUACGUCAUAUGGUCUCAGACAAAUUUCAAGUAAGGACAACUGGAGCCCGAGACAGAGUCACCAACCAGCCUAUUGGGGGAAGAAAUGUCCAGGGUGGAAUCCGUUUUGGGGAGAUGGAACGGGAUGCGCUUUUAGCUCACGGUACAUCUUUUCUCCUUCAUGACCGCCUCUUCAACUGCUCGGAUCGGUCAGUAGCCCAUGUGUGUGUGAAGUGUGGCAGUUUACUCUCUCCACUAUUGGAGAAGCCACCCCCUUCUUGGUCUGCCAUGCGCAACAGAAAAUAAAACUGUACUCUGUGUAAUCGCAGUGACACUAUUGAUACUGUUUCUGUGCCUUAUGUUUUUCGGUAUUUUGUAGCUGAAUUGGCAGCUAUGAACAUCAAAGUGAAACUGGAUGUUGUUUAACUUGAUGUUGACCUUUUGGAUUAGGAGGCCUAUCAGAUUAAAGCAAAAUGUAAUUUUAGUUCAAUAAAGAUAUUAUUACCAGGUUACUCUUGAGAUUUUUCAAGGAUGUUAGAACUCUCAACCAAAAUCUGAAAACCAAGAAUGCAAGGUUUGAAUCUCGCUGGUAGAUUAACUGUUGACAAUGAUUUUCUGUAUAUUUGUUCAAAAAUCUCAUGUCUUCUCAAAAUAUGAAAUAUUGAUAAAAUGGAAGAACAUACAGUGAUAAGUCUCCUUUCCAACCCCAGCUUCCCUACACCCUGCUUUCAGCAGGCAGUGACUGUCACACACCUGUUAAUACAUCUUGAGCAGGACAGAACUAUACAAAUAGAAUGCAAGCUGUAAUAUAAUGUAAUUUUAUAUUUUCUUAUAGCCACAUUGAAGUAAAAACAAACAGUUACAGUGUUUUUUUACCAGCUUUAUAGAAGUACAGUUGUUACAUAUGUAAUGAAUACAAUUUGAUGGGUUAGACUAUAUGUACACACCUUUGAUACCAUCACCACAAUCAGGGUAAUAAACAUAUCUGUCAUCUCCACAAGUUUCCUCCUGCCCCUUUGUUUUUUGCUUUUUGGUUGCUGUUGAGUUUUUGUUUUGUUUUCUGUGGUAAGAACACGUAACUCAAGACCUACCCUCUUAACAAAUCUUUUAGUGUACGAUAUAGUAUUGUUAAUUAUAGGCACCAUGUUGUACAACAGAUCUUUAGACCUUACUUGUCUUGCAUAACUGAAGCUUUAUACCUGUUGAACAACUCUCCAUUUCCCUGGCCCCUAGCAACCACUCUUCUACCCUGUUUCUAUGAGUUUGACUAUGAUAGAUAUCUCAUAUAGUGGUAUCAUGCAAUAUUUGUCCUGUGACUGGCUUAUUUCACUUAGGAUAGUGAAAUAAGAUUCAUCCAUUUUGGAAGCCAGGCAUGGUGCUGUGCAUCUGUAGUCCCUGCUAUUUGAGCGGCUGAGGUGGGAGGAUCAUUUAAGUGCAGGAGUUCAAGGCCAGCCUGGGUAAUAUAGGAAGACCCUGUCUUAAAGACCCUGACCUCAAGUGAUCCACCCACCUCGGCCUCCCAAAAUGCUGGGAUUACAGGUGUGAGCCACUGCGCCUGGCCUCCAGUGAGUAUUUUAUAUUUAGUCUACACUUCUAUACUUGGCUUUUUUUCUGCAUUUAUAUUGACCUGCUUUCAUAGCAGUGUGUAGAGUGCCGCUUAUGUUUUCUUUCCUGUGUACAGUAUUUUAUUGUACGGAUAUACCAUCCCCUGUGUAUUUGAGUUGUUCCAUUCUUUGGCCAUUAUAACUUUUUUCUGCAAAUACUCUACCUACUUAUCUUUGGCCAUUAUAAACUGUUGAUAAUAGAUCAUCUUGUAUAUACUUGCAAUUAUAGGAUGUUUUUUGAUGAA
Molecule: messenger RNA, 4899 nt
Organism: Rhinopithecus roxellana (golden snub-nosed monkey)
Lineage: Eukaryota; Metazoa; Chordata; Mammalia; Primates; Cercopithecidae
Gene: POLR1B
Product: RNA polymerase I subunit B
Biological process (GO): DNA-templated transcription
Cellular component (GO): RNA polymerase I complex; nucleus
Molecular function (GO): DNA binding; ribonucleoside binding; DNA-directed RNA polymerase activity
Source: RefSeq, a predicted model, not a curated record